CCGCAAUCUCCACGCCGGCCCGAUCGUUCUACCCAAGGUAAACGGUAAACGACCUCACUCACCUCAAUUAUAAGAUCAAUUCCAGCUUCAGGCUCUUUGACUUGUCAUCAACUCCCCUUCUUCACAUCAGCCUGUACCGUGCCCCCUGCGUGUCACCCAGCAACCAACAGAGCAACAUCAACAAAACAAAGCAAAGGGCAAAAGUUACACCGACACAGGAGACACAAUGGCAGACACUAAGCCCGCUUAUGCAGGCACACCCGCCAACGUCCCAGGCGCAAACGUCUUUGACUUCUUAUUCAGCAAUCCUUUCCAGCAUGAAAAUGACUUUACGCCUAGAGCGAGACGUGUGCCAAAGAUCCAUGAUGAUCAGCCCAUUUUCGUUGACCACGCCAGCGACCGUCCUCUCACUUUCUCACGCGUAAAGCGCGAUGCCCUCACUCUAGCAGCCAACCUCCAAUCUCUUGGUCUUGAUCCCAAUGAAAUCGAGACCCUCCCUCCAACAGCAUCAUGUUCUGGCCCAGAGGUCGCACCUGUGGUGCUUAUCCAAUUGCCUAACUGUUUGCCCUUCGCGACACUCAUGAUGGGUGCCAUUGCAGCUGGGUUAACUACCACAUUAGCAUCACCCUCACUAUCUGCUACUGAGCUCUCAUGGGUCAUUAAGAACUCGCGUCCUCGCGUGCUCUUCACAGCGAAAGCGUUCCUGAACACCGUCGAGAAAGCACUUGAGCAGCAGGAAGACGAGGCGUACAAGAGAAGUGUGCGCGUCUACACAGUCGAUGUAGCGAGGGAUUUGUAUCCUCUUUCACCGGCUUCUCAUGCUGAGGAUGGCGAUUGGAAGAACCUUCUUAUGCCAGCGAAAGAGCCUCUUACUGCUGGCCACCCGUUCUCACCAGAAUCCGCCGCUACACGAACAGCAAUUAUUCUCUGGUCAUCUGGUACAUCAGGCCGAUCAAAGGGUGUUUUGCUAUCCCAUCAAGCCAUCAACUUCUCAAUCGCGUCGCUGUGGCACGAUGCGGACUUUUACGGAUUUCACCAGCGAUGGCUAGGUUAUGUGCCAUUUUACCACGUGUUCGGUCUCACCAACAUCUUCUUACUGGCUUUCGCGACGGGUUCUACGGUGUUUACUAUGCCCGCGUUCAAGCUCGAUACUGUUUUAUCCGCGAUCCCGCGUCGACAGAUCACAUAUCUUCACAUGGCACCUCCCGUGGCUGUCAUGCUCGCCAAGUCACCCGUGGUAGAACCCUUCGCACGCCGCGACGCGCGCGGUCGCAAUGCUUUCAGCAGUGUUGUUGCGGGUGUAACAGGCGGUGCACCUCUCGGCCACGAAGUCGUAGAGAAGGUCUUCCAACGACUCGGCUUCCUCGUGAGGCUUGGCUACGGCAUGUCAGAAGCGUGCAGUGUCACUCUGCAAAGGGGCCUCAGGGAAGAGGACAUGCACAGUUACAAGCACGACACAGGAAAGCCUCAUUGGGGCGUUGAGCUCAUGAUCGCUGGUUCAGGUGAAUUGAACUCUGAGGAUUCUACCACAAAAGCUGCGCCGUUCGGUGCCGAGGGUGAGAUUCUCGUGAGAUCGCCUGGAUUGAUGAGUGCGUAUGUCCCAUCCCAUGGACUGGGAAGUAAAGAAGCGCCCGAUAUGAGCGUCACAACAGAGGCAUUCACGUCAGAUGGUUGGCUUCGAACCGGUGACGUCGGACAUCUCGACGAGGAGGGCACUCUCUGCAUCACAGACCGCAUCAAAGAAAUGAUCAAAGUGCGCGCUUACCAAGUCGCGCCCGCUGAAUUGGAGGCUAUUCUCUGCAGCAGCGAUGACGUUGCUGACGCUGGAGUGAUUGGCAUACACGACAAGAACGAAGCGACAGAGUGGCCACGCGCUUACGUCGUCGCAGCAGAUGAGAGCAAGUCAGAAGCAGAACUUCAAAAGUUGGCGCAUGAUCUCAAGGAUUUGGUCGAGAGUCAUUCAGCGCGGUAUAAGUGGCUCGUUGGCGGAAUUGUCUUCGUAAAAGCAAUCCCCAAAUCACCGAGCGGAAAGAUUCUUCGAAGGGUUAUUCGGGAUGGUGGCAUACAGGGCUUCGAGGUCUCACUCUACCAGCGCAAGAAGCGAGACCACAAGCUGUAAAUUUUGACUACACUACACUACGCAUGUACUAAGAGCGCUUGUAAAAACUCUUUUCUCAUUUAGCAUUUCUCUUUAUGGAGUAUCUUAUUAAUAAAACGGU
Fusarium oxysporum Fo47 is the source of this 2219-nucleotide messenger RNA. RefSeq lists its product as uncharacterized. The transcript has 2 exons. Gene Ontology annotation, biological process: secondary metabolic process. Bases 227 to 2119 code for a protein of 630 amino acids. Lineage: Eukaryota; Fungi; Ascomycota; Sordariomycetes; Hypocreales; Nectriaceae. The record is from RefSeq and is a predicted model, not a curated record. Gene Ontology annotation, molecular function: protein binding; CoA-ligase activity.